UGGCUGUAAUUUUGCGCCAACGCCUGCCUGGAAUUUUGUGUCAUUGGGCGCUGACGUAGGCCGUUAAAAAAGGGCCCGCAUAGAAUCCAAUUGAGAGAAGAUUAAGGUUGAAUACAAAUAAUGUAUACAAUUAUUUAUAGACUGCACUCCACCUCAAGAGCCAAGCGCAAUUGCAUUUCCAAAUUGGAAAAUAAAGAUUACGUAGAGAAAGAGGAACGGCACACAGACCCUGCAUUUGGUGAGGGGAUGGAAUUGGAUUGCACUUCCAUUCUAUCUUCAAUUCAUCCAGAAACCUAAAACCUGAUGACGACAAAGGACUGGAUCGCAAUCAAAGGUCUUAUUUGACACAACAGAUACGUUUAUGAAAUGGUUUAUUACUGAUGAUCAAGAUGUAUGCAGCUCGUGCGCCGCGUGAGAGGUCACGAUCAGACUAUGGUUCACCUACCAGAACGGAGAAGGAGAAAAAAGAAAUAGAAAAUGGCGAUAAACAAAACAGUCCAUCUCGCUUCAAGAUGGGAGGUCUAGGUGCACUAGGUGCAAAAAUGCGAUCUUAUACAUCAAACAAUAGCCAAACAAUACCUAGCCACCGACCGGACCCACAACGAUCCCAGUCUUCCAAUGAACGAAUGCCAAAACGUUCGUUUAGCGGCUUAUCAUCUCAUCUUAACUUGGCAAAGUAUGCCGAUGCCAACAAGUCACAAGAAGAACUCAAGAAAGAGCGCAGAGGAAGUCGAUUCUUUUCACCAUUCUCUGCUUCGAUGAAAAAGACUGGAUCAACUUCUAAAAAGGACAGACCAUCUUCUUCCAUCGAUUCUUCCUCUCUUGAAAAUGCACGAGAAGGCUCCCUGCAUCAAUAUGACAUUGCUUCUGUCGAUACAAGCGAGGAUGAUGCUAAAGUAUUCGCGGAUUGGAAGGCGGGGAAACGAAUCGAGGAUACUUUAUGCAUACAUCCACAAGACGGCUCACAUGUCAGUUCGGCAACGGCUUAUUUGAGCAAUGAUCUUGCCACACAAGAUGCAAAUGCUGUUGAAGAUAUUGCGAACAAUGCUACUGUGCCGGAAGCUAGGAGUAGGAAGUCUUUCGUUGGUGCUCUAAGGAGGCGAUUGAGCAGAACCGACUUGAUCGACUCUCCUAAUGUGGAUGUCCAAGAUGAAGGUCAAAGUAAAGGCUUCAAAGAAGGCAGCAGCUCACAGAAUGAAUCAGGUCAAGCUCCAAGCACCUUCAACCUUCGAUCAUUCCGUAAUGUGAGAGGAAGCUCCAUAUAUUCUCAAGAGAUCGCCUUCCCAAACAAUGAACGAACACGUAGUAGGACAGCAAGUGUAUAUUCAACUGAAGACAUACCCAAACCUUCAUUCGGUGCUGCUGGUGAAAGUUUUUCCAAUUCUAGACGGGGUAGUAUUAUUACUGCUUCUGGUCCGCUUACAGCUGUGCCUGAUCAUAUACAGGCCAAUCGAAUCACGGUAAACACCAGCAGUUUGGCUACAAGUCCUUCGGCAAGUAAGCCUACUAGCCCUCGACCGGAGUCGAGAAGGAUGUCCACAGCUGGAGGAGGAACAAUGACUGCUGGUUUAUUCUUGAGGAAUGCAGCACGUUCCAGGCCGGAUUUGACCUGUGCCGUUGAUGAUGAGCCCGGAAGUCCACUGGCACCUCUUUCACCAUUACUACCAGGCGGAGGCAAUGCAAAUGGACGUAAUCGAACAUCCUCUAUCGGUGGAACGCCUUAUCGCCCCUUGACACCGCUCGGACAAGGCGCUUGUAGCCCAGGCGAAGAAUUGGCAUUAUUGGAAGCAGAUUUAGCAAGGGCAAAGACGAAUUCUUCUAUAAUGUAUUUAGCGCAAUUAGAAGAAGAACAAGCGGCAAUCAAAAGAAGACAACAAAGACGAAGUAGACAAUACAGUUCUUCAGGAUUAGCAGAAAGUCCCGUUAUCAGUACGCCGCCAAACGAUAGCUAUUUUCCUGCUUUCGGUAGAGGCGUUGGAGAGCAUCUUGUCCGAUCUACCGAUGAGUACUCAAGGCAGUCUCAAUCAAGUCGGCCGCCUCAGACGUUAUUUGAAAGAUUGGUCCAGCUAGAAAAAGAUGCUUUGCAGCAAGAAAGUCGGAAUGGCCUUGGACUACAGCCUGACGGUCAAGUAACAAACACGAACCGUUCCACUUCUCCGAUCUCACGUUAGGUUGAGAUUCAUCAUCGAUACAUACAAUCAGUAAUUGAUCGACAGGGGCAUGUGCAUAUACAAGCAUACAUACAUGCGACAUUAGCAUCUUUUGAUGUACUAAGUUGUUGCGUAUGGAUUCAUUGCCCCUAUCUACUGGACAUUAUCUUGCGUUCUUGGUUCCUUCUCUUUAUUCUCUUUAUUCAUGUAUGUAUUUUAUGCAGCUUUAAUUUAUGUAGAUCAGAUAUUUCAACAAAUCAUUUUCGCGGGGAGAGAAGAAGAAGAGUAAAGAAGCAUCACAUACACAUAAAGUAUGCUUGGCAUUCUUCAGGGGUACAUACGUACAUGAAGAUCAAAGCUACACUUUUUGAGCUAAGGAUCAAUAAUCUGUCAAUCAGAC
This is a messenger RNA of Meira miltonrushii, 2550 nucleotides long. RefSeq lists its product as uncharacterized. The record is from RefSeq and is a predicted model, not a curated record. Lineage: Eukaryota; Fungi; Basidiomycota; Exobasidiomycetes; Exobasidiales; Brachybasidiaceae. The coding region runs from base 381 to 2171 and encodes 596 amino acids. The transcript has a single exon.